Messenger RNA from Anoplopoma fimbria (sablefish), 851 nucleotides. It is a transcript of the gene gpm6aa, whose product is annotated as glycoprotein M6Aa. NCBI's taxonomy places the organism in Eukaryota, Metazoa, Chordata, Actinopteri, Perciformes, Anoplopomatidae. The record is from RefSeq and is a predicted model, not a curated record. Gene Ontology annotation, cellular component: filopodium; plasma membrane; neuronal cell body. The coding region runs from base 15 to 851 and encodes 278 amino acids. The transcript has 7 exons. Gene Ontology annotation, biological process: neuron projection development.
ACAGAUCCAGCACAAUGGAAGAAGACCUGGAUGAGGGGCAGACCCAGAAAGGAUGCCUUGAAUGCUGCAUCAAAUGCCUGGGUGGGAUCCCGUACCCAUCUCUCAUAGCCACCAUCUUGCUGUACGCGGGCGUGGCUCUGUUCUGCGGCUGUGGACAUGAGGCCCUGUCUGGCACCGUCACCAUCCUCCAGAACUACUUCGAGGUGGUGCGGAGCCCCGUGGAUGCACUGGACGUCUUCACCAUGAUUGACAUUAUCAAGUACGUGAUCUACGGCAUUGCAUCGGCUUUCUUCGUCUACGGCAUCCUGCUGAUGGUGGAGGGCUUCUUCACCAGUGGAGCCAUCAAAGACCUGUACGGAGACUUCAAGAUCACCACCUGCGGACGCUGUGUCAGCGCUUGGUUCAUCAUGCUGACAUACAUCUUCAUGCUGGCUUGGCUUGGAGUGACUGCUUUCACCUCCCUCCCAGUCUUCAUUUAUUUCAACAUCUGGAAUAUUUGCCAAAAUGCUACCGUGCUGGAGGGGGCCACACUCUGCCUGGACCCACGCCAGUAUGGUAUUGUGCCAAUUGCUGAGGCGAAAACAGUUUGUGCUGGAUCAGAGAAGUUCUACAAGAUGUGUGAAUCCAAUGAGCUGGAUAUGACAUUCCACCUGUUCAUCUGCGCCCUCGCUGGAGCAGGAGCUGCUGUUAUUGCCAUGAUCCACUACUUGAUGGUGCUGUCUGCCAACUGGGCCUACGUGAAGGACGCCUGCCGAAUGCAGAAGUACGAGGACAUCAAGUCAAAGGAGGAGCAGGAGCUUCACGACAUCCACUCCACUCGCUCCAAGGAGCGUCUCAACGCCUACACAUAA